Messenger RNA from Condylura cristata (star-nosed mole), 6941 nucleotides. It is a transcript of the gene STK4, whose product is annotated as serine/threonine kinase 4. Gene Ontology annotation, cellular component: cytoplasm. Gene Ontology annotation, molecular function: ATP binding; protein serine/threonine kinase activity. Bases 64 to 1527 code for a protein of 487 amino acids. The transcript has 11 exons. The record is from RefSeq and is a predicted model, not a curated record. Lineage: Eukaryota; Metazoa; Chordata; Mammalia; Eulipotyphla; Talpidae. Gene Ontology annotation, biological process: protein phosphorylation; protein tetramerization; regulation of MAPK cascade.
GGCUGGGGUGGCCCGGGGGGAGGAUGGAGUAGUGUGCGGGUCUGGGCGGCUGCCGGCAGCGCCAUGGAGACUGUGCAGCUGAGAAACCCGCCGCGCCGGCAGCUGAAAAAGUUGGAUGAAGAUAGUUUAACUAAACAACCAGAAGAAGUGUUUGACGUCUUGGAGAAACUUGGAGAAGGGUCCUAUGGCAGUGUAUAUAAAGCUAUUCAUAAAGAGACCGGUCAGAUUGUUGCUAUUAAGCAAGUUCCUGUGGAGUCAGACCUGCAGGAAAUAAUCAAAGAAAUCUCCAUAAUGCAGCAAUGUGACAGCCCUCAUGUCGUCAAAUAUUAUGGCAGUUACUUUAAAAACACAGACUUGUGGAUCGUUAUGGAAUACUGUGGGACUGGUUCUGUGUCUGAUAUCAUUCGGUUACGCAACAAAACGUUAACAGAAGAUGAAAUAGCAACAAUAUUACAGUCAACACUUAAGGGACUAGAAUACCUUCAUUUUAUGAGAAAAAUCCACCGAGAUAUUAAGGCGGGGAAUAUUUUGCUAAAUACAGAAGGGCAUGCAAAACUUGCAGAUUUUGGAGUAGCAGGUCAACUCACAGAUACCAUGGCCAAGCGGAAUACAGUCAUAGGAACGCCAUUUUGGAUGGCUCCAGAAGUGAUUCAGGAAAUUGGGUACAACUGCGUGGCGGACAUCUGGUCGUUAGGAAUAACUGCCAUAGAAAUGGCCGAAGGGAAACCCCCUUACGCUGAUAUUCAUCCAAUGAGGGCAAUCUUCAUGAUCCCUACAAACCCUCCCCCCACAUUCCGGAAGCCAGAGCUAUGGUCUGAUAACUUCAUGGAUUUUGUGAAGCAAUGUCUUGUAAAGAGCCCCGAGCAGAGAGCCACAGCCACGCAGCUCCUCCAGCACCCGUUUGUCAAGAGUGCCAAAGGAGUGUCCAUACUGCGGGACUUAAUUAACGAAGCCAUGGAUGUGAAACUGAAGCGCCAGGAAGCCCAGCAGCGGGAGGUGGACCAGGACGACGAGGAGAACUCGGAGGAGGAUGAGCUGGAUUCUGGCACGAUGGUUCGGGCAGCGGGUGACGAGAUGGGCACCGUCCGCGUCGCCCACACCAUGAGUGAUGGCGCCAACACGAUGAUCGAGCACGGAGACACGUUGCCGUCGCAGCUGGGCACCAUGGUGAUCAACUCCGAGGACGAGGAAGAAGAGGGGACUAUGAAGAGAAGGGAUGAGACCAUGCAACCUGCAAAACCUUCUUUCCUCGAAUACUUUGAACAAAAAGAAAAGGAAAAUCAGGUCAACAGUUUUGGCAAGAGUGUACCUGGCCCCUUGAAAAACUCUUCGGAUUGGAAAGUACCACAGGACGGAGACUAUGAGUUUCUGAAGAGUUGGACAGUGGAGGACCUUAAGAAGAGGCUCUCGGCCCUCGACCCCAUGAUGGAGCAGGAGAUUGAAGAGAUCCGACAGAAGUACCAGUCAAAGCGGCAGCCGAUCCUGGAUGCCAUUGAGGCCAAGAAGCGGCGGCAGCAGAACUUCUGAGCCGGGCGGGGCCGGGCCGGGCGCCCCAGGCUCUGUGGACCGGGGCUCGUGUCCUGUGGUCAGCCCGCGCGGCCCGGCCGGGCGCCCCGGGCUCUGCGGACCGGGGCUCGUGUCCCGUGGUCAGCUCGCGUGGCCCGGCUGGGCGCCCCGGUCUCUGCGGACUGGGGCUCGUGUCCUGUGGUCAGCCCACACGCCCACUCUGGCUCCGGUCCGCAGCACCUUCGUGAGCUCAGGAAGCCACCGCCAGCCUGCGCAGCCAGCGCGCACGUGUGAACGGCCAGGUGUCGUCUUUCCUAGGAUUGAUGUUGGCGCUUUCACACUCAGAGUUUUAAACCCCAGGAACAGACUCCCCGUUGGGUGAUAGCUGGGACAGUUUUGCAGUGUCUUUUGAUUUUCUUCUCCCAAUAGCUUUCGAUGGUUCUUUUUGAAAGAUUUUUAAAAAUAUAUAUGAAAAUGCACAUAUAUGUAAAUUAUAACCGGAUCCCCACCCAGCGUGGGGGCGUCUCUGUACAGGUACAGUCCUAAGCAGUUUGCCUCUUUUCUGUGAGAUCAUGGUACUGUGGAACAUGAGCGCUGGAUACAGGAAGCCGCCGGGGUCGCUGGACUCCCCCGAGCGAGUCUCACCCUUUUGCUGGGCUGCAUUUAAAAACUAGGUUUGGGCCCUCUCUGGCACUGUGGUUUCAGCCUCCCGUGCGUCACCCCGGCUUCUGGAGCUACUGGUGAUAGCCAAGAGAAAGCCUUGAGAGUUUGUGUUUACUUUUGAGCCCCAGGAGACGCCUGGUGCCUUCCUUGCAAAGCCUCUGCGAGGUUUCAGGGCCUUCCGUGCGUCGCCACUCCCUAUUGCCUCAAGUCACAGCACAGAUACUGCCCAGUGCCUUAGGAGGAGACGUGAUCCAGGCAGGGGAUGGGCCUACCGGGAGCUCCCAGCAGACACGGAGCUGUGGUCAGUCCACAGAAGGGAAAGCGUUCACGUUCCCAUUGUUUAUGUGACGGUCACACCUGUGGGGUUUGCCCACAUUCCUUACAGAUGGGGUAGAGGAUCACUUCAGUGACCCACAUUCAAGUAUGUGACUUUUUUGUUGUACUGCCAGGGGGUCUGAAAAGGAUACAUGAAUGUCAGCCUCAGGUUGUUCUCCAGGAGACCGAGCCCAGACAUGGAGAAUGCCAGGGCUGGGACAGACCACGGUCCUCAUCUGCCCACUGAGGCUUAAAGGGGGCGCUGCCGCGGCCAGAAUCACAGAGCAUCCAGAGGAAGAGUGGGCUCCUCACCUCGUCCCUGAACCAGCCUCUUCCUUGAGGGAAGAAACUUUGAGUCACACUUUGAGGGUGCUGGUUGAGUUGUUCCAGGGAACCUUCCGAAUGGAAACUUGGUCUUGUUUUGUCUCUGGUGGAUGACAGGUUAUGAAGAAAUUCAUAUGGGGAGCCAGAUGGCUCCGGAUCAGCCUUUCCGUGAGCUCUGCCAUGUCCCCUGGGUAGGUUUAGGGCCUAAACAGGUCAGAGGCUUUGCUGAAGGCAGCGCUAGGCCAUCCCUCUGCAGCGUCAGCUCAAAGCCCCAGGUCAUCUAGUCACACAGCAAGGGUUAGAGAGGCAGUGCAGCUAACUUCAUUUUCUAAUAGUUCUUCCCCUUGGAUAGGGGAACUGUGACUGGCUUAUACCUCAGGAUCCUGUAAUAUGAUUCCAUAUUGCUUUUGUUGCCCAAACCUCGAAUCAGAAGGAAGGCUAGGAAUAGUCCUCCUCUGAGGCCAGAUUCUACUCUAUACAAUUAAAGCAGGCUUCAAAACAUGCAAGAGGCAGGUGUUAGUCUGCAGGGAGUGGCCAUUUGAGCAGCUGUGUGGCAGAUACUGAGGACAGAGAUCAACUUGAGACUCCUGGUAGAGGAAUAGAGGCAGCUGGCAGCCGUCGCUCACACGGGCCAGGUACUGGUGAGGAAGGCUCGUUAGGCAUCAGCUCCCUCCCCACGAUAACCCAGGAAGUUACUUUUUCUCCACUUCAUAGAUAAAGAAGCGGGUUCAGAGAGGGGAAGUUCCCUGGCCAAGGCGACACAGCUGGGGAUGGUGCGGUCGGGAGGCACAGCAUCUCCACACGGGCCCUCAUCUGCAGGGAAAUGAAGUCACCGGUCUUUUUAAAAUGAAGUGGCCGCCUUUUCUUACACAGACUAAAUUAUCUGGCAUUUUUAGACUGGGUAACAGCUGAGUUCAUAAGCAAGCCUGACAGCCAAGGGAAUUUAAAAAAUCCGAGCACCGAGCAGGCAUUCCCCCACGCCAUCUGCUGUGCCGAUGAACACUCCUGCCUCAGUCUCUUUUAAAAAGGACUUUGCGCUUGGCCCGACCAGAGGGAAAUGCCCGUUUUCUCCCUUCCUACAUGAAAGAUACUCCAGCUCUUCCCCAUCGAUACUCCUGGGUCAUGAAUCUUAAGCCAGGGUUUGUUCUGUUUCAAGCAUGUGUGCAGCCCACGUACUGGUCCAGCAAAGGAUCCUGCUUGCUACGCUUGCUGGCCACAGCCCUCUGGCCAGGCCUGUUUCUCACAGAGCUGAUCAGAUGACGGGUGUUUCUGUUUUCUAGUGACAGGAAGGCAGAAACACAUUCUCGACUCCUCAGGCCAAGGUCAUUCAGUGAGCUGUCACUGAACCCGAGCCGCAGUCAGUGCGUGUCAUUCAUUACUCACGAUUCCAGGAGCUCAGCCUCCCACUUGUUCUCUCCUCAGAAAAGAUGAGUGACCCACGCCUAAGUGCAUCUUUCAGAGGUACGGAAACCUGAGGCCGUUCGGUCAGAUUCUCUAGGAAUACCUGAAUUGCUUCCUCGUCAGUAAUUUUGAAGCACAUUUCUAUUUUCUUUUGUCCCUUCUGUCAACCACCGGUUGGAUGGAGGGAUGGAUGUUUGACUUACUGGCUAGAUGCAUGAUUGAUUGGUUGAUAGAACAAAAUAAUACUCUGAAGCAACUCUAGCCUUGACCCUUGAGUCUCUAGAUUCUGAUCCAGGAAACAGUUACCUGGCACCUACAGAUGCCAGAGACAUUAUAUCAUUUGAAAUUCAAUAGCUCUUUCCAACAUUCAGUAGUUAACUUUCCAACAAGUAAGGUGACAUCAUUAUAAGCCCUACUGCUAUUAAAAGGCUAGUCACAAUAUUAAGAACAACCUUGUGCUAAUAAAUUCAGCAACUUAAAAGAAUCGGAGAAAUUCCUUGUAAGAUGCAAAGUACCAAACUUGAGAAAUUGAACAGCCCAUGUCUAGUAAAACACAAUAGACCCGAGAGGGACAGUUAUGGUCCUCAUCUUACAGAGAAGAACAGAACUGACACUCGGAGAAAGUAGGUGUGUUGCUCAAGGUCACGUCGCUAGAAUAUGGCAGAGAACUGUUCAAACCAGGUCUUCAGGUUCCCACCCCAGCGCCCUUCCCAGCACACCGUGUUGCCUCUAGAGACCGCAGAUCCUCCUCUGCUGGGACACUGCCCUGCCCAGUUCACACCUCCCACCCUGCCCCUUCUCAAGCGCGGUGUUUGUGCUUCCAGCAGGUUGAUUCGCAUUGUCUUGGGAAUCCAUGUCCUCGUUUUGUGUUGGGCGGGGGGGAUGUCUCUUCCACCAGCUUGCACUCAGACCAGCUUGGGAGAAAAAAAACGCUUAAAUGCUGUUGCGGAUGUACAGCUUGAAAAUGUGAAAUUUGUAGCUUUAAAAUUUUGUAACAAAAAUGGUAGCACUGGCUUAAGUGCUGACUUGAAAUGCUGUUUUAUAAGGUUUGGAUGUAAAUAAUCAACCGAGAUCAGCAGUUUGUAUAUGUAUGAACAGAGUUUCCCCACUGCCCUCGCCACCUUCAGAAGUUGUUGAAGGCCUCUUGUGUGCUUUUAUGUUAAAAUUGUCAUUCUCCUUUCUUCCUUCUUCCUCCCAUGCCACCUUGUUUUAAAUAAACUGCCCUUUGGGCCAUAAACUAGCCUCUUUGUAAAAAGAAGAGGUCCUCCCUACGUGGCCUGGAUAAUGUGUUGUGAACCCUUGUGACAUUGGUCAAGUGGGUGUUCACUCUGGAAUCCAAAGCUGAAGGGAGGGUGGGAAGGGAGAGUCAACUCUUGUUGAACACCCACUGUGUGCCAGAUACUGACUAGUGGUGAGGGAUGCAAACAAGACCCAGACACGCUUCCUGCAGGUCAGCAGGGGUCUCAGUCAAACCCACCAGCCCUGGAAAUGCAGCAGGUUCAACACUGACUCAUUGGAACUCGAUGAGAAAACUGCAUCCCUGGCAGGUGUUGAAAAAGCACAAGGACAGUGUUUAAUUCUCCAUCAUCUCCACUGAAGUGACAGUUUCUAGGAACCCGUGGAUGACAGUGUCAAGUGAAGACUUGCUGGUCUGUGGUGGAAGGGAGUCUGUGGCCAGUGGACACCAGGUCAGAGAGCCAUGGAACAGUUCUGCUGGGAUUCCAAGGAAGACUUCCUGGAGACAGUAAAAGAUCCUGAACUUGGAAAAUGAGGAAGAGAUGGGCUAGGCAGGAACGGGAGGAAUGAGGGAGAGAGGCCUUCCUGCCUGGAGGCCCCACCUACAUCCACCAGGGCAAGGUAGGAGGCCCGGAUGUAGAUCACCUUGCAAUCCUUUCGCAGGAAGCCACACCAGGCUGGCCCAGCAUUGCCAGGGGACUACCAGAAAUAAUUCCCCAACCUGGCUCUGGGUUCUUCGUCUUAAGCUUAUGCUACAGCACAUGGAGCAGAAUUCCACUGAAAAGUGGAGGUAGGUAUCUCGGGCCCAACUUUGCACCGCAUUUAAUGUAACAGUCCCACCUCCCGUCUGCCUGCCAUGCUGUCCUGCCAGCUUUUCUGGGAGUGAUGUGUCUUCCUGUUGUCUGACUUAGCACCCUGAAAUACCCAGUGAUUCCUUCCUGUGGCUAGCAUUGGUAGCAGCUGUCCCUAAUUCAAAAGGACGGCUAUAGACUCACCUUUACUAAGCUCUUAUUAGGUGUAAGACGCUGCAGAGCCUUUGAGAAGGUUUGUUUUGCUUCCAGACUCUGAGGCACGCAGCGGGUCACCUGUCUAUGGACAGGUGAUUCUCAUCGUGUGCAGUGUGAGAUGGUUUGUUUUGCUUCCAGACUCUGAGGCACGCAGCGGGUCACCUGUCUAUGGACAGGUGAUUCUCAUCGUGUGCAGUGCUGCCCAUGAGGAAGAGUUCUGGAAAUGCACCAGUGUUUUGUUGUGACAAGGAGUACAGGGCCCUUCCAAGCAUUUAAUGGGCAGCAGCUGCCCUGCAGUGCAUGGUGGAAAGUCCUCAUCCAGCUCAACACUCGCGUCCCACUGUAUGUUUGUGUUGGUGAGAAACUUGUUAAAAACACCCAGUAGCAGCCCUCUAUGGUGGUGCAAGGGGACGGCGCAGCACCGUGGAGCUUGGCACAGGUGCUUCAGCGUGAGUUCGAUCCCCUGUUGGGGAGCUGACCCACAUGGCG